This is a messenger RNA of Sinocyclocheilus grahami, 6782 nucleotides long. Its product is annotated as mucin-2-like. Bases 21 to 6665 code for a protein of 2214 amino acids. The record is from RefSeq and is a predicted model, not a curated record. Gene Ontology annotation, molecular function: protein binding. NCBI's taxonomy places the organism in Eukaryota, Metazoa, Chordata, Actinopteri, Cypriniformes, Cyprinidae. The transcript is spliced from 44 exons.
GACCUCUCUCACCUCCCACCAUGGAGUGGAGAACAUCUACAGUCUGCAUACUGCUUCUGGCGCUUACCGGCAUUCAGGUUGAUUCAAAGACAGUCUAUCCCAGUAACCAUGUCAACAACAUCUGUAGCAUGUGGGGAAACUUCCACUUCAAGACGUUCGAUGGAGAUGUGUAUCAGUUCCCAGGCAUGUGCGAGUAUAACCUGGUGUCUGACUGCCAAAGCCUCAUUCGCCAGUUCUCAGUUCACGUGAAGAGAACAGAACACAGCACUGGCCCAAACAUCAGCAGGGUGUCGAUUACCAUCAAUGACAUUGGCAUUGAGUUGACCGAGAAACAGGUCGUAGUCAAUGGAGAAAAAGUAACGCUGCCCGUGCAUGUCGCAGGGAUCCUUGUGGAAGAGAACACAAUUUACAUCAGACUCUAUUCCAAAAUGGGCAUCACUGUCAUGUGGAACAAAGAGGAUGCCGUUAUGGUGGAACUAGACUCCAAAUAUUCCAGUCGGACUUGUGGACUGUGUGGUGAUUUCAAUGGUGUUCCAGUUUAUAGUGAGUUCAUUGAAUCUGGACGGAGGGUUGGCUAUGCUGAGUUUGGUAAUAAGUACAGAGUUCCCAACCCAACACAUGUCUGCGAAGAUCCUUUUGAAAACGACGAUGAGCAAAAUGUGGUGGACAAAUGUGAAAAAUUUCGGGCAGAUUGUGCAGACCUUUUGGAGGAUGAAAAGUGGUCUUCUUGUAGCUGGGUUUUGAACACAGAGCCAUAUAUCAAGGCCUGUACGAACGAUAUUUGCUCGAGCCAACCUGAAGAUGAAGACUCCAGCAUCUCUGCGCUCUGUGCGACUUUGUCUGAAUAUUCACGUCAGUGCUCUCAUGCUGGAGGAACUCCACCGUCCUGGAGGACAGCAAACUUCUGUGCCGUGAAGUGCCCCUACAAUAUGGUACAUUCUGAAAGUGGCUCCCCCUGUAUGGACACAUGCUUGCACAAAGACACAAAUGCACUGUGUGAGGAACACAACAGUGAUGGAUGCUUUUGCCCGCCAGGAACUGUGUUUGAUGACAUCUCAAACACGGGCUGCAUCCCAGCAGAAAAGUGUCAGUGCAAGCAUGACCGCGUCUACAGCACAGGAGAGAUCCUACGCGAAGAUGAGGAAGAAUGCAUAUGUAAGGAGGGAAGCUGGAUCUGUACAAGCAUUCCCGGCCCUGGCCUGUGCUCAGUAGAAGAAGGAUCUCACUUCACCACCUUUGACGGGAAAGAAUUCACAUUCCAUGGAGACUGCAACUAUGUGCUCUCAAAAGACUGUAAGGAGUCCAAGUUCAUCAUAUUGGGUCUGAUUGUUCCAUGUUUUACUCAUCAAACUGACACCUGUUUAAAGUCUGUUGUGGUGCUGUUUGACAACGAUAUGAAAAAUCCUCUGAUUAUUAAAGCUGACGGGACGGUGCAACACAAUGCAGAAAUUUCACUUCCUUACAUGACAGCUGGCUUCACGGUGUUCAUGCCGUCAUCGUUUCACAUCAUGCUUCAGACCACCUUUGGGCUGCAGGUGCAGGUACAGCUGGUGCCUCUUAUGCAGGUUUACAUCACCGUGGACCAAAGCUUCCAGGGCAAGACUUGUGGUCUUUGUGGAAAUUUUAACAAAGUGCUGUCAGAUGAUCUGAAGACCCCUCAGGGAGUGGUGGAGGGUACAGCGGUUUCCUUUGCAAACGCCUGGAAGGCGCAGUCCAACUGCCCCGACCGUACUGAGAGACUGGACGAUCCCUGUUCCUACAGCAGUGACAGCGAGCACUUUGCUGAGCACUGGUGUUCCAAGAUGAAGGACAAGGAGAGCCUCUUUGCCAAAUGUCACACCACUGUCAAUCCAGACAGCUACUACAAAAGAUGCAAAUACUCCAGCUGUACCUGUGAGAAGAGUGAGGACUGUCUGUGUACGGUGUUCUCUGCGUACGCCCGGGCCUGUGCAGCUAAAGGAAUAAUCCUCCAAGGCUGGAGAGACAUUGUGUGCAAGAAAUAUACAGAGAAUUGCCCGGCCUCGCAGAACUACUCCUAUGAGCUGCAGAACUGUCAGCGUACCUGUCUGUCUCUCGCCUCUGAGCGCCAAAGCUGCAGCGUUGACUUUGUGCCCGUUGACGGAUGCGCAUGUCCAGAGGGACUCUACCAGGAUGAGAAUGGACUGUGUGUACCUAUGGAAAAAUGUCCAUGUCACCACAACGGACAGAAAAUUCAUUCCGGAAAGUCUGUCACCAUUAGGGAUGAACACUGUGUUUGCAUGAAUGGAAAACUCCACUGUCGUUCCUGGAAAACCAGAAGUCUGGGAUGUUCCUCUCCGAAGGUUUUCUUCAACUGCAGUACAGCAGCCCCAGAUGAACAUGGAUUGGAGUGUGCAAAGACUUGUCUGCAACAGGAAGUUGACUGUUUCUCACUGGACUGUCAGUCUGGCUGCCAGUGUCCUUUAGGUCUAUUGGAUGAUGGGAGAGGACAUUGUGUUAAACCAGACUACUGCUCGUGUAAACAUAAUGGACUGGAUUACGCACCAGGAGCUGAGAUAAGCAUAGACUGCAAUCAAUGCACUUGCCAACGGGGAAAAUGGAACUGUACACGUUAUAAGUGUCCAGGCAUAUGCGCCAUUUACGGCAGUGGACGUUAUAUAACUUUUGAUCAGCAAAGAUUCAGCUUUAGGGGAGAUUGCAGUUAUAUUGCUGCUCAGAACAAGUGUGGAAAUAAAACUGGCACCUUUCGUGUGAUCACUGAGAAUAUGCCUUGUGGAACAACAGGAACCACAUGUUCAAAGGCUGUCAAGAUACUUUUGGGGAGGACUUUGCUGCAGCUUGUUGAUGGAAAUGUAAUGGCCAUUGAUAGUGCAAGUGGUCCAAAGAUCGAGUACACUGAGAAAAUCAUUGGGAUGUACCUUGUCAUUGAUGCUAACAUUGGACUGACAGUUUUGUGGGACCGCAAAACCACCGUCCGCAUCAUUCUGCAACCUCAGCUCAUGGGAGACGUUUGUGGUCUGUGUGGAAACUUCAAUGGAAAUGGAAAAGAUGACUUUACCACUCAGGGAAAUUUGCCAACUUCAAAUAUCCUGGAGUUUGUGGACAGCUGGAAAGGAAGCAAAUGUCCGGAUGCAAAACCAGAUGACGACCCAUGCCUUGAGACGCCCAAUCGAGAGACAUGGGCAAAAAUACAAUGUAGCAUCAUCAAGGAUAUCAAUGGUCCAUUCAAAGUCUGCCAUAACACGGUGGAACCAAUCUCUUAUUAUGAGAACUGUGUGAAGGACUCGUGUGCAUGUGACACAGGUGGAGAUUGUGAGUGCUUCUGUACAGCUGUGGCAGCUUAUGCUCAAGCCUGCAAUGAGGCAGAUGUUUGUGUGAACUGGAGAACACCUGAGAUCUGUCCUGUGUACUGUGACUUCUACAAUAAUGGAACAGAAGAGUGCAUAUGGCAUUACAAUCCUUGUCAUACACCUUUCUACAAAACCUGUCUCAACCUUAAUGGUGUUUACAGUAAUAACAGUUUACCCCUUCUGGAAGGAUGUUAUCCAAAAUGUCCAAAGGAUACGCCUAUUUUUGAUGAGGAAAAUCAGAUCUGUGUGGAGACAUGUAUAUCGCCAUCAUCCACUACAACACCAGAACCUACCACAUCAUCUACUCCUACACCGACAACUACUACAAUGUCUACUACAACAACACCAGAACCUACCACAUCAUCUACUCCUACACCGACAACUACUACAAUGUCUACUACAACAACACCAGAACCUACCACAUCAUCUACUCCUACACCGACAACUACUACAAUGUCUACUACAACAACACCAGAACCUACCACAUCAUCUACUCCUACACCCACAACUACUACAAUGUCUACUACAAAAACACCAGAACCUACCACAUCAUUUACUUCAACAUCAACAUGUAUAUGUAUAUGUUGGUGGUCUGACUGGUUUAAUGAAUAUCAUCCUGGUGCAGAAGGGCAUGACUUGGAGACUUAUGAAAACAUUAGAGAAAGUGGAAAAGAGAUCUGUAAAGAGCCAGUAGAUAUCGAAUGUAGGGCUGUGGCCGAACCUGACAUGAGCUUUGACGAAUACAUUAAAGAUUCAAAACAAGUUGCCCAGUGCAAUGUUUCAUAUGGAUUGGUGUGUAAGAAAGAACAACAGAAUGCCCGCCCUUAUAAAUGUUUUGACUAUGAAAUACGUGUUAACUGCUGUAGCCCUUGUUGUCCCACAUCAUCUCCCCCUACGACAACAACUACCACGAAGUCUACAACAACACCAGAACCUACCACAUCAUCUACUCCUACACCGACAACUACUACAAUGUCUACUACAACAACACCAGAACCUACCACAUCAUCUACUCCUACAACAACAACAACUAAGUCUACUACAACAACACCAGAACAUACUACACCCUGUACUCCUCCACCAACUCUACCUUGCGAAUGUCCAGAAUGGGCCAAAAAUUUCAAUGGGACCUUCUACCUUUGUGGCUGCUAUAUGGCGAGGUGCAGAAACGACUGCAUCGUAGAAGUUUUCCCAUUGGAAUGCCCUCCACUGCAGAACAUCACCUGUGAAAAUGGCAAAGACCCAGUGCUUGUCUACGAUGAGUAUCACUGCUGCCAAUAUUAUGCAUGUGACUGCGUUUGUGAAGGCUGGGGUGACCCGCAUUACCGCACAUUUGAUGGACACUUUUACAGUUAUCAAGGAAACUGCACUUAUGUAUUAAUGGAGGAAAUCAGUCCUCGAUUCAAUUUGAAGAUCGACAUCGAAAGUGUCUACUGUGACCCUGUUGAGCUCGUAUCCUGUCCCAGAUCUAUAAUUGUGUCUUACAACAAUCUAGUCAUAACACUCAUAAAUCACAAUCUCAUGGGAGGUGCAGACCUAGAGGCUUUUGAGAACAACAAAAAGAUACCACUACCAUAUGCUCGUAACGGUGUGAGAGUUGUAAGCUCAGGCCUAAACUUGAUCCUGACUAUUCCACUGCGGGAUGCUAAUAUAACAUUUGGAGCCACAGGCUUUGAAGUCAGUCUGUCAUACCAUUUUUUUGGAAACAACACACAAGGUCACUGUGGUACAUGCAACAACAACCAGGCUGAUGACUGCAUGAUCCCUGGAGGGAUCUUGGUGGACGACUGUGCAGUGAUGGCAGACUACUGGCCAGCCAGUGAAAUUUGCACUCCAACUGCAAAAACUACAUCUAAGCCUUGCCCAGUUAAUCCUGACUGCGACCUCCUCAAAAGCGACUUGUUCAAAGAAUGCCAUUCCCAUCAGUCCCCCGAAAACUUCUUUUUAGCAUGUGAAUAUGACAGUUGUCAUAUGAGCAACCCUGCCGUGGUGUGUACCAGUCUGCAGGCUUACGCGAGGUCUUGCUCUCAAUUAGGGAUCUGCAUACACUGGAGGAACUACACUAACCUUUGCAAUAUUGAAUGUCCAGCAGAUAAAGUCUUCAAUCCUUGUGGUCCAGCUGAGCCACCAACCUGUGCUGAUAUACCUGGAGAGAACACAAUUAAAGUGCCCACAGAAGGCUGCUUCUGUCCUGAGGGCUCAUUGCUCUUCAACAAGGAGUCAGGAGCCUGUGUGAACAAAUGCGGAUGCCUGGAUGCCUCUGGAACACCACGUGAGUUCGAUGAAGUUUUUGUGUACAACUGUGAGGAGUGUAUCUGUGACAAGGCCAGCAAAUCUGUAAAAUGUCCAAACUCCAAGAAGUGUCCUGAUGUGAACCCCGUGAGCUGCACUGAGCCUGGCUUUGUGCUGGUCAAUGCCACCGAUCCUUCAGACCCAUGCUGCAGCAAACAAGUUUGCAAUUGUGAUGUCAACAUGUGCCCCCCUAUGGAUACAAAGUGUGCAGUCGGAUAUGCACCAGUCCUGGAAGUGCCUGAUGGAAAAUGCUGUCCAGUAAUCAAAUGCGAGCCAAAGAAAGUGUGCGUCCACAAAAAUGUGGAGUAUGAGCCUGGUACCAACGUCCACAUUGUUGACUGUCAGGAAUGCAGCUGUACGUGGGACAUGGAUCCUAAAACGCAGUUCUUCCAGAUCAAAUGUGAACUUGUGCAGUGCAAUAAGAAAUGUGAUCCUGGUUAUGAAUAUGAUGAUACGAACUUUGACGACUGCUGUGGAAAGUGUGUGCAAACUCACUGCAAUGUCAAUGUCAAUGGCGUCGAUCAUACACUGAAGGAAGGAGAGACUUUGCCCUCUGCAAAUCAGGGCUGUGAUAGAAUCACGUGUACUAAAGUUAAUGGACAGUUCAUCACCAACAAAUACACAGUCCAGUGUCCUCCUUUCAACAUUUCCAACUGCCAGCCUGGCACCGUCCAGCUGUCAUCUGAUGGCUGCUGCAAAGUUUGUUCGGACCAAAUGAAGGGAUGUCAAGUACAGACCGUUCUCGAUUACAUCAAUCACAAUGACUGUCAGUCAGAAAAGAGAAUGGACCUGACAUUUUGUGGUGGAGACUGUGCUAGUUUUAGCAGGUACACUGAACCUGGACUGUCCUCUUGUACCUGUUGCCUGGUCACUCACGCAAGCAAUCGCACAGUGAAUCUUAGUUGCAUAAAUGGAGACGUAGUGGCCUACUCAUACAUCCAUGUUGAGGAGUGCGCCUGUAGCAGAACUAACUGUCAUAAAGCGGGAGUGGGCCACACACUCAUUGAAGACAGCCAAAGAAAACGCAGCUUAGGACUUCCGUGAGCAGCAGCAGUAAAUCAUCCACACGAAGUCACUGAAAUAUGAAUUCUGUGAAAAACCUUGUUUGGAAAUAAAUUUUAAUUGCAUAUGCUUUGUUUAACAUUUCUAAAACUUUAUCUA